Messenger RNA from Drosophila ananassae, 834 nucleotides. RefSeq names its product dynein light chain 1, cytoplasmic (gene Cdlc2). The coding region runs from base 255 to 524 and encodes 89 amino acids. Gene Ontology annotation, cellular component: cytoplasmic dynein complex. The record is from RefSeq and is a predicted model, not a curated record. Gene Ontology annotation, molecular function: dynein light intermediate chain binding; dynein intermediate chain binding. Gene Ontology annotation, biological process: microtubule-based process; cilium assembly. Lineage: Eukaryota; Metazoa; Arthropoda; Insecta; Diptera; Drosophilidae. The transcript is spliced from 2 exons.
GAUAACACCUUACUUUCCCAUCACUUCUUGAAAGUGUCAUUUAUAAAUCAUACAUGUACAAUAUAUAUUUAGAGAAUGUAGGAAUGAUUUAGCCGUCAAAACACAAGAAACGCAGAGUUGUCACACAAAAAAUUAAAACAGAGCUAAACACGGAUGAAGAGAAAGGGAGACUUCCACAGUUGGACGUCGCAAGUUUAAAGGAGGCAAAUUGAAGGGUGAAGGGGACGUAGGCCUGCUUUAAAAAGGGAACCAAGAUGUCGGAUCGCAAGGCUGUGAUAAAGAAUGCUGACAUGAGCGAGGAGAUGCAGCAGGAUGCUGUUGACUGCGCCACCCAGGCAUUGGAGAAGUACAAUAUCGAGAAGGACAUUGCUGCCUAUGUCAAGAAGGAGUUCGAUAAGAAGUAUAACCCCACCUGGCACUGUAUUGUUGGCCGCAAUUUUGGAUCGUAUGUCACUCAUGAGACGCGUCACUUUAUCUACUUUUAUCUGGGUCAGGUGGCCAUUCUCCUCUUCAAGAGUGGCUAGUCUAUAGUCGCUAGACGGACCCGCCACCAAAAAUAUUGAAGGAAACCAAACUCCAUCGAUAAUCCCGUAUUUAUUUUAUUUGAAAUGGCAAGUUUGUUUCAAGCUGAGGCCCAGUGCCUAAAUCUGGUGGAUAGAUCGUUGCGAUAUUGCUGUUGUAUCUGGCGGCUUACAAGUUUCGGUUCGAUAGUUCAAUACCCAAAAUCAGUUUAAAAAACAAAAACACGACGUCAAAACCGUGCUGGAAUUUUCUUUUCCAAAUUCUAAACUACACUCCUCUACUCCGAUGUUCUAUUAAAUUUAUUGCUCUCCA